ACGGAGUAGAGAUGGUAAUAAUUAUUGUCAUCAAUUCGUGCAAUCCAAAUUGAUAAACACCCAACCGUUGCCGGCCUUCGGCAUCCGAACCCCGGCCUCAAGAUAUACAUGAAUGGUUGCCCGCCAGGACCUACAGAAGAGUUCAAGUAACUCAAAUUACCUCUAUUGUCAGAUAUGGCUCCCUCAACUAUGAAGCAGUGGUUUAUUAAGGGGCAGGAGAAAGGGUUCGAAGGGUUAGAGUUCCUUGAAGUGCCUGUCCCAAAAGUCGGAGAGAACGAGGUCCUCGUGAAACUGCAUGCUGCAUCUCUGAAUUAUCGAGAUGUAGCCAUAGCGAAGAACGAAUACCCCAGCCCAUUACGAUUUCCAUUCUGUCCUGGUUCGGACGGCGCAGGUGAAGUCAUAGAGAUUGGCUCUAAAGUGACCAAAUUUCGAAUAGGCGACAAAGUAGCAACGCUUUUUCAUCAAGGCCAUCUUUAUGGAGAUAUUGACUCUUCCAUCAUCCCAACAUCGCUGGGUGGUUUCCUUGACGGAACGCUUAGACAAUUCGGCGUCUAUAACGAAAAUGGGUUAGUUAAAACUCCCAAUAAUCUCGAUCUGAACGAGUCAAGUACUUUAUCAUGUGCUGCCUUGACUGCAUGGAAUGCAUUGUACGGAUUGAAGCCAUUGAAGCCAGGCGAUUCUGUUCUCAUUCAGGGUACAGGCGGAGUUAGUAUCUUUGCACUUCAGUUUGCAAAGGCUGCGGGAGCUACAAUUAUAGCUACCACGUCUACGAAGGAGAAGGAGGAGGCACUGAAAAAGCUAGGGGCCCAUCAUACAAUCAAUUAUAAAGAAGACGCCAACUGGGGCAAGACCGCCAAGAGCCUAACGAGCGGACAGAGCGGCGUCGACUUUGUGAUUGAUGUUGCAGGCAGCGAAUCUCUUCACCAUAGUAUUGAUGCAAUCAGGGUUGGAGGCAUCAUUAACCUGAUCGGCUUCCUCAGUGGCAAAAAGCCUCAACUUACGAUGGAGCUCUUAUUCCGCGGCUGCACAGCACGCGGCGUUCACGUGGGCUCGAGACAACAAAUGGAGGAGAUGGUAAAGGCUAUCGAAGCCAAUGAUAUUCAUCCCGUGAUUGAUGAUAAAGUCUUCAAUCUUGAAAGUGCUAGAGAAGCAUAUGACUACGUGUGGAACCAUAGGCAGUUUGGCAAGGUGGUUAUCAAGAUAUCCGAAUAAUUUACUUAUCCGAAUAUGAUGAAGCGACUGUUUGUCAGGAUACAGGGAUUAGUGUUGGUGAGAUGACGGGAAUGGUGCUCGGGAGGAAGCAUACUACAUGUUGCUUUGCGUGUGAUAUAUCAUAUGGAAAAGGGGAUCCAACAACGCUGCUAUAUACGUAAGAUACCUUACUAGGUUAAGGUCUAGUAUUUUUCCAUAGUAACACGUAGUCAUUUAGUAUUCAAAUAGGAAUAGAAUAAGCAUAUAGCAGA
This is a messenger RNA of Daldinia loculata, 1463 nucleotides long. RefSeq lists its product as uncharacterized. Bases 175 to 1212 code for a protein of 345 amino acids. Gene Ontology annotation, molecular function: oxidoreductase activity. NCBI's taxonomy places the organism in Eukaryota, Fungi, Ascomycota, Sordariomycetes, Xylariales, Hypoxylaceae. The record is from RefSeq and is a predicted model, not a curated record. The transcript is spliced from 9 exons.